AUGACAUCAGAAACCUCAACAAAUUUACUAUUAAUUAAUGAGUUUAUUAAUGGUAAUAACUUCAAAUAUAAAAGUACUGACGACGAUGAUAGUACAAGCUUUGUAUCUGAAAGUACAAUAUCUGAUUAUUUUGAUUCCAACGACUAUGAUAAAGAAAUAGAAGUCCUCACUUUAGAUGAAAUAGGAUUGAAGAGAGCUAGAGCUAGAGCUUUUGUUGAAAAUGAUGAGAUUUUUGACAAUGAAAAUUUUUGGGAAGAUGAUGAGGAAUUUGAGGCAUAUUCAACAUCUUCAACAAAUUUAAAUUUGAUUACUUCAGAUUUUUCAAAGGAUGAUAGUAUACUUAUAGAAAACAUCGAAUCUAAUAUUAAUAAUACUGAAAAA
Molecule: messenger RNA, 381 nt
Organism: Ambispora gerdemannii
Lineage: Eukaryota; Fungi; Glomeromycota; Glomeromycetes; Archaeosporales; Ambisporaceae
Source: the annotation of a GenBank genome assembly